Lethenteron reissneri (Far Eastern brook lamprey) is the source of this 3336-nucleotide messenger RNA. RefSeq names its product SHC adaptor protein 1 (gene SHC1). Gene Ontology annotation, molecular function: receptor tyrosine kinase binding. Gene Ontology annotation, biological process: intracellular signal transduction; cell surface receptor protein tyrosine kinase signaling pathway. The record is from RefSeq and is a predicted model, not a curated record. Gene Ontology annotation, cellular component: plasma membrane. NCBI's taxonomy places the organism in Eukaryota, Metazoa, Chordata, Hyperoartia, Petromyzontiformes, Petromyzontidae.
GAGGAGGGAGGGAGACUGAGGGAGAGAGAAACCGAGAGAGAGAGUAAGUGGAAAGCAGCAGAGAGAACGGAAGCAAUUUACUCCUUCCAUUAAGACCUCUCGGGAACUGUUUCGUGGUACCGCGCUCCUUUAAAAAAAACGCAUCCGUCGCUCUGGCCUUUAUAUUUUUUUUGCGCUCGACUUCUCUGCACCCACCGGCUGUGUGGAGCUCGAAAACACAUGGGGUGUUAUUGGGACGACGGCUGCAACGAGAGAGAGAGAGAGAGACAGGCGAAAUAAUUUGUCAUCGUCGUCCGUCAAGCCCGCGUCAACACGCCGCCGACCACGAAAACGCUGAGUGAUCGCGCGGGAGUUGAAUCGAGCUUCUACGCGGAAAUUUGCAGGUAUCAGGCGGUUGGUAAAUCUGACUAAUCGUGCAACAGCGGGGGGGGGAACACAAUAGAAACUCUGUUUUGCCGUCUUCUAAGGACUUGGUAAAAGUCGCUCCUUUAAACAGGACGCUCGUUAAAAAAAUUAAUCGGCUGCGUUCGGCGCUUUUCGAUUGAAGGCCGUUAGUCGGCCUUAGGAGAGAGAAAAACGAAACGGGAACACUAAUGAAGCGCAAUGCCAAUUGUUAGGAGAGAAGUGUUGACUUUGGCUGUCCCGCCCAGCUUAAUGCGCAACGCAGACUCAUGCCGGUAAACAAAAUAAAAGUACGAAUUAGUUUCGUUCCGCCAAGAAUGCUCGUAAAAACCCGUAACGUUGGUGGAACGUUGAAGCUCUUCUAAUUCCAUCAAGUUCAGAAAAAUCCAGCAAACCUCUCGUUGCUCUUCCAAGCGGGUGUACGAAGCUGUAGACCUGGGACUCGGGACGUCUCAGACCCUAGGGACAAAUAAGGUGUUUGUGGUUUUCUCUCGAGUAGAACGGUGGGGAAAACGCCAGCAGCGAACAUCCGAAGCCAAACAGACCGUCCUGGCACGGGACACUGGCGAGGAAAUGGCGACCUCCCGACCACCGUCCCGUUUCGCCGGCACGCCCCGCGCUGGAUCCGUUCUGAGUUCAGGGGCCUUCAGGACAUGAGGGCGACCGUCACAGCAAUAGCGGAGGCGGCGGUGACGGUGCCGGUAGCGACGGUAGCGGCGGUAAAACCCUCGGUCAACGCUCGCAAGGCGACCCGCCGGUCGGCAUGAUCUCCCGACCCAAGUACAUGCGCAUACGCGAGUCGGACUCCGGUGACGUCUCGCCAGAACCCGCGCCGGAACAUCCGGCACGCGCCACCGCUGGCAGCCCGCCGCCGGACGACGCGGACAGGUGGUCGGCGCGAUCGUGCGACCGGUUGCUGCCGCUGCCCUCGCCGGCGGAGCUGCCGGCGCCGAGCAGGAGCGACUCGGACGGGACCCCGCGAUUGUGGAGGCGGCAACGUCGGCGCCAUCUCUCGGACUCCGACUCCCGGCUCGCGUUCGCUCCCACCGCGCCGGGCGACGCGCCACCCGGCGCCGUCGGCGGCGGCGGAUUUGGCGACGGAGAGGACGAAGAGGGGGAGGAGGAUGACGAUGUCAGCGAGGACAACGACCCAGAGGGGGAGGAGGACCGCGAUGCCGAGAGGGGGCAGGAGGAAGAGGAGGAGACCACGACGCUCUGCGCGUUCCUGCCGCGGAUGCGAGGGCUUAGCCGCGGCCGCCUGGGCCUGCGCUCGCUGGUGCGGGAGUUGGCCACCAUCUCCCGGAUGAGCUGUGAGGGCCCCGCGAGGGACGGCUGUGCGUCGCCGUCGCGCGCGCCCGUGCCUCCGGCCCCCUCCUCGGGCGGCGGAGGCGGCGCCGGCGCCGGCGGCGGUGGCGGUGGAAGCGCCAGCAAGGACUCGAGUCGCUACACGAGCGGGCGAGCGGGGAGGGGCGACCCCGGCGACGAGUGGAGAAGCAACGGCAACUUCAUCAGCAAGCCGACACGCGGAUGGAUCCAUGGUGACGAUCAGAUCAUGGGCUCUGGCGUGGCCUAUACUGUGCGGUACAUGGGCUGCGUUGAGGUUCUCAAAUCGAUGCGGUCUCUGGAUUUCAACACUCGGACUCUUGUGACCAGGGAGGCGAUUGGCAGGGUGUGCGAGGCUGUGCCGGGCUCAAAUGGAUCUUUCCGACGACGAAAGGGCCCGAGCCAGACGCUGGGCGACGUCCUGGGCAAGAGCAACCUGCAGUUCGCCGGUCUCGACAUCAUCCUCACCAUAUCCAUCUCCAGCCUCAACCUCAUGACGCCCGAGACCAAACAGAUCAUUGCCAACCACCACAUGCAGUCCAUAUCCUUCGCUUCAGGCGGAGACCAGGAAACGACCGAUUACGUUGCAUAUGUGGCCAAAGAUCCUGUGAAUCAGAGAGCGUGCCAUGUGCUCGAGUGUCUGGAAGGGCUGGCGCAGGACGUGAUUUGUACCAUCGGGCAGGCCUUUGAGCAGAGGUUCAAGCAGUACCUCAAGAGUCCAGCACGACCCGCGGCCGUUGCUGCCACCACCAACGCCGCCGCCGCCGCCGCCAUCCCACACUCCAGGCCGGAGGGCGGCGAUGGUGCGACGGAGAGAGAGGAGGACGAGGAGGAGGUGUCCAGAGCCACGGGGCGUGACCACGAGUACUACAAUGACCUCCCCGCCAAGGAGCCCCCCCCUGGGGGGCUGGUGGACGCACGCACGCUGGAGGGGGCCGGAGGGGGCGGGGCAGGAGCGGGGGGCACUGCGUGGGCCGGGGCGCGACCACAGCGGCCUCCGCAAUCGUCCAUGGCAACAAGAGGCGAGAACGGGACGGCGGCGGGGAAGUCUGUGUACGACAGCAACGCGAGCUACCAGAGGCAGUCAUCGAGUGCAGCCGACGGCAGUGGAGGAAUGCGGCCUGGGGCCCGCGUGGAGGCCACAGAGGACCCGAGCUACGUCAACACGAGCGACAUGGACGGAGGGGGGCUGUCCUCGGAGCGGCUGCGGGGAGAGCCAUGGUUCCACGGCCGCGUGAGCCGCGGCGAUGCCGAGAAGCUGCUGAGCCGCGAUGGCGACUUCCUGGUGCGGGAGAGCGGUUCCACUCCGGGCCAGUACGUCCUGACCGGCAUGCAGGGCGGUCGGCCCAAGCACCUGCUGCUCGUCGACCCCGAGGGCGUGGUGCGCACCAAGGACCGCAAGUUCGACAGCGUCAAUCAUCUCAUCAGCUUCCACCGCGACAACCAGCUGCCCAUCAUCUCGGCCGGCUCGGAGCUCUGCCUCAAGCAGCCAGUGCAUCGCAAGCUCUGAGUCAGCGACGAUGGUGGCGACGAAGAUGAUGAUGACGAUAAUGACGACAGCGAAAGCGGUGAUGGGAGGAGGAGCAGGAGGCGAAUCCGGGUCAUGGGUCA